AUAAGACGUAAAGUGAGCUCGCUUGUUUCGAAGUACGCGAUCUGCGCUUUUCAUCUCUAAUUAUUUAUACUAGAUAGAUAGAGGAUGAACCGGUCUUCGUAGCAUCCGCUAUCCUCCCCGUACCAAUGAGUAUUUGGAAAUAAAACGUCAUUGAUUUACAUGAGAAUUGAUGAGAAUCAAUGAGAAUGCACCCUGCGAGAAAAGAGAUGCACGCACGUGUAUUCUUCACAAUUUAACCAAACAUUUAAGAAAUAAUGAUUGAGAUACGCAUAUAAUUUAUAUUUAAAGAGUAAUUUUGAGAAUUAUUAGCAAUACUUGUUUGAAAAUAAUAAAAAGUACAUAACUACUAUAAAACAUAGUAGAUUCAAAGAAAAGGCAAAAUGGCAAAAUCACAGGUUACAAAUAAACCUCCUCGAAAGGAGGGAUUUAAUCGUUCUGGACACAGCAUGAAUCCAGAACGACCUACAGAAGGAUUAAAGGGUGUGGCAAAAGUACGAUCUAAAGCAACAAUUAAAAGAUUACAAAUGUAUCGUAAUCAAAAACCCAAGCGCGAUCGUACAGGUAAAAUACUUCGACCAGCACCGUUCCAAGGAUGGCAACCUUCUGGUUCUAUGUCUCGUGUAGAACCUUCACAGAGAUGGUUUGGAAAUUCAAGAGUAAUUUCCCAAAAUGCUUUACAAAAAUUCCAAGAUGAAUUAGGGAAAGCUAUGAAAGACUCCUAUAACGUUAUUAUGAAACCUACACAGUUGCCAGUAACUCUUCUCCAACAAAAGGCUGCAAAUGCAAGAGUACAUUUACUAGAUACAGAAAGUUUUGAAAGUGUAUUUGGUCCAAAGAAAUUAAGGAAAAGACCAAAUUUAACAAUAUCAUCGUAUGAUGAAUUACAAAAAUUAGCAGAAGAAAAAGAAGAAACAUAUAAUAAAGAAAAAGAUACAAAAGAUAUAGAUCUCAUACGUCCUGAUACAGGUACCAAAGAUGCACAAAGAGACUGGAUUAUGGCGGCAGGACAGAGCAGAAGAAUUUGGAAUGAAUUAUAUAAAGUUAUAGACUCUUCUGAUGUUAUUUUACAGGUUUUAGAUGCCAGAGAUCCUUUAGGAACUAGAUCUCCUCCAAUAGAAAAAUAUCUUAAGACAGAGAAGCCUCAUAAGCAUUUAAUGUUUAUUUUAAACAAAGUAGACCUUGUACCAGCAUGGGUUACACAAAGAUGGGUUGCUAUUUUAAGUGCAGAGUAUCCAACAGUAGCAUUUCAUGCUUCGAUGACACAUCCAUUCGGUAAAGGUUCUUUAAUAAAUCUAUUGAGGCAAUUUGCAAAGCUACAUAUCGAUAAAAAACAAAUCAGUGUAGGUUUUAUAGGAUAUCCCAAUACAGGGAAGAGUUCGGUUAUAAAUACUUUAAGAUCGAAAAAAGUAUGCAAUGUUGCACCAAUAGCAGGUGAAACAAAAGUAUGGCAAUAUAUUACUUUGAUGCGCCGAAUUUAUUUAAUAGAUUGUCCAGGUGUAGUGUAUCCAUCAGCGGAAACUGACACGGAAAAAGUGUUAAAAGGUGUAGUAAGGGUUGAACUUGUUCAAAAUCCAGAAGAUUACGUCUCGGAUGUGUUAGCACGAGUAAAACCAGAAUACAUACGAAAGACUUAUAAGAUAAUGGAAUGGAGCGAUCAUGUAGAUUUUCUGGAGAAAUUGGCUCGUAAGAGUGGAAAAUUAUUAAAAAAAGGUGAACCGGAUAUUGCCACUGUUUCACGUAUGAUUUUGAAUGAUUGGCAGCGUGGUAAAUUACCUUUCUAUGUUCCCCCUUGUGGCUUUGAAGAACCACUACCAAAGGUGGCAGUCAAUAAUGAGUCUUCUGUUGAAAAUAGUAAUAUUGAAAAAGAAAAUAGUGUCAAUACAGAACAAACAGAAAAUAAAGAGGAUAAAGCAUCAAAAUAUCAAUUAUCUGUGAUACAAGAUUUUAGAAAAAUACGAGUUGGUUUGCCAUAUUCAGGUGAUGAUGUUAAAAGUCAUUUAUGUGUUGAACUUACUGAUUCUAUAACGAACCAAGAAAAUAGUUCAAUGGUGUCAGAUAUGGAUGAUAAUGAUGUUGAUGAAACUGAAGAUAAAUCUAUAAUAGAAUUUGAAGCGGAGUUUACGGAAAAUGUAGAAAAGGAUAAGCGUUUAGAGAUUGAAAAUAAUAACGAAAAGAAUGAUGAUUAUACUGAUGAUGAAAUUCCUCUUCCUUUAGAAAAAGAUACUUUGUUGCAAAGUGCAUACAAUGUAGUAGAGGAAGAGUAUGAUUCUAGUGAUAAUGAAAUGCUCAACAAAAAUACUAUUUCAAGCAGUGGUACAUUCAAAGUUUCUUCUACAGUUUCUAAAACAGAAAAAUCAAUGCACACAGGGAAAAAAUUAACAAGUAAAGAACGAAGAGCUGUAGAAAGGGCUAACAAACGAAAAAAGAUUGGUAGCAACUUUUAUGAAACUACUAAUGUUAAAAAUAGAAAUAGGAAUAGAAGAGUGCCUAAAUUUAAAAAAAAAAAUUAA
Molecule: messenger RNA, 2510 nt
Organism: Dufourea novaeangliae
Lineage: Eukaryota; Metazoa; Arthropoda; Insecta; Hymenoptera; Halictidae
Gene: Ns2
Product: nucleolar GTP-binding protein 2
Exons: 4
Coding region: 381-2510 (709 amino acids)
Cellular component (GO): nucleolus
Molecular function (GO): GTP binding
Source: RefSeq, a predicted model, not a curated record